Siniperca chuatsi (mandarin fish) is the source of this 4136-nucleotide messenger RNA. RefSeq names its product serine palmitoyltransferase, long chain base subunit 2b (gene sptlc2b). The record is from RefSeq and is a predicted model, not a curated record. Bases 129 to 1823 code for a protein of 564 amino acids. Gene Ontology annotation, cellular component: serine palmitoyltransferase complex. Gene Ontology annotation, biological process: sphingosine biosynthetic process; ceramide biosynthetic process. Gene Ontology annotation, molecular function: pyridoxal phosphate binding; serine C-palmitoyltransferase activity. NCBI's taxonomy places the organism in Eukaryota, Metazoa, Chordata, Actinopteri, Centrarchiformes, Sinipercidae. The transcript has 12 exons.
UCGGUCACAGUGCAGAGUGGGCGUUUAAUCCGUCUUCUCUUUCAGCUCAUACAUGACUUCAUGAUUUACGUUACACAAGUUGGGCAACUUCAAAUCGUGAAAUUUCCAGUCAAAGUCGGCCGACAAAGAUGACGGAAAGCUCAGCGAACAAGCUGCUAAACGGAGACGCCUGUCACCGGACCUCAAAUGGUAGAAAAUCGAGUAAAAAUGGCUUCGUGAAGAACCAUUGCCUGUUCCAACAGCCACAGAAGUAUCGUUGCCCCAGGGAGAAGAACCAAAAUGUCACACACAACUCCAGCCUGUACAAGAAGCCUUUUUUGGAAUCAUUCGAGGAGACUCCUCUCCUGGUGGCCGUGCUCACCUACAUGGGCUACGGCAUCCUCACCAUCUUUGGCUACCUCCGAGACUUCCUUCGCAACUGGAACAUCGAGAAGUGCCACGUGGCUCAGGAGCGAGAGGAACAGAAGGAUUUUGUCCCCCUCUAUCAGGACUUUGAGAACUUUUACACCAGGAACUUGUACAUGAGGAUUCGAGACAACUGGAACCGACCCAUCUGUAGCGUUCCUGGUGCAAAGAUGGACCUGGUGGAGAGAGUUUCCCAUGACUACAAUUGGACCUUCGAGCAUACAGGCAAAGUGGUGAAGAGCGUCAUCAAUAUGGGCUCAUACAACUACCUCGGCUUUGCUGAGAACACUGGGGCUUGUGCCGAUGCUGCUAUUGAGUACACACAGAAGUAUGGAGUUGGAGUGGGCAGCACUCGCUGUGAGAUGGGGAACCUUGACAUCCACGAGGAGCUGGAGCAGUUGGUUGCCAGGUUUCUGGGUGUUGAGUCAUCUAUGGCUUUUGGCAUGGGCUUCGCAACCAACUCCAUGAACAUUCCUGCUCUCACCGGGAAGGGUUGUCUUAUUCUGAGCGACGAGCUGAAUCACGCAUCGCUGGUGCUGGGUGCCCGCCUGUCUGGCUCCACAAUUCGAGUCUACAAACACAACAACAUGCAAAGCCUGGAGAAGCUGCUGAGAGAUGCUAUCGUACACGGGCAGCCGCGAACCCACCGACCCUGGAAGAAAAUUCUUAUUGUGGUGGAGGGCAUAUACAGUAUGGAGGGGUCCAUCGUGCGUCUGCCUGAGGUCAUUGCUCUGAAAAAGCGCUACAAGGCGUAUCUGUACCUGGAUGAGGCCCACAGUAUUGGGGCCCUGGGGCCUAACGGCAGAGGAGUGGUGGACUACUUUGGCCUGGAUCCCAAAGAUGUCGACAUCAUGAUGGGAACAUUCACCAAGAGCUUCGGUGCUGCCGGAGGAUACAUUGGAGGCAAAAAGGAGCUGAUCGACUACCUGCGGCGCCACUCUCACAGUGCCCUGUACGCCACCUCCAUAUCCCCUCCUGUGGCCCAGCAGAUAAUCACCUCUAUGAAGAUCAUCAUGGGAGAGGAUGGGACCACACUGGGUGCUGAUCGCCUCAGACAGCUAUCAGAGAACACCACCUACUUUCGCAGGAAACUCCGCGACAUGGGCUUCAUCAUCUAUGGCAACGAUGACUCGCCCGUAGUACCCAUGAUGCUCUAUAUGCCUGCCAAAAUUGGGGCAUUUGGUCGGGAGAUGUUAAAGAGAAACAUCGGCACAGUGGUCGUCGGCUUCCCAGCAACACCCAUCAUCGAGUCGAGGGCACGUUUUUGUGUUUCGGCUGCCCAUACCAGAGAGAUGCUUGACACAGCGUUGGAGGCCAUCAGCGAAGUGGGCGACCUGCUGCAGCUGAAGUACUCCAGACGGGAACAGCCUCUACCCUCGCUUGGCUGGAUGGCUGAGGAGAGCCUGCUUCAGGACUGAGCCACGUCUCUCCCCCCCCCCCCCCAAACUCACUGUCCCUCCCUUACUUUACCUUUUCUUGUCUGAUAUACCUAUUUUUUUUAAUCAUUUUUUUUAGUCCCUCAUCUUCCUCUGAGCCACUCUCUCCAGCCCACUUCGCCAUAUCUCCUCACAUCAGAUUCCACAGGUCCACCAUGCACACUAGCAUCACUCAUUAGCCUGUGUGCAGUCUGUGACCUGUCCAGCUGAUUUCACCCACAUCUUUCUGUAUGUGUCUGUUGUUAACAAGUGCGUUCAGAGCCUCUCAGUUUGUCCUAACUUAUUGUGACUGCAUCGGUUUAACGUCAAGUCUUAUUCCUGUGUGCACAUUGAAUGUGUAUCUUAUUUGUGCAAUAAUAACAACAAUGUGGAGUUUAUUUUGUAAUUCAAACAACCUAGAGCAAAGUAGACAUAUUUUUGCCAUGAGUUCCUACUCGUGCGCUUGGAGAAAAAUAAAUCUGAUCGUAUCCUUUUGCUAUAAUGAACACAAGAGGAAAAAAUUAUAUAUGUAAAUAUUAUUUAUCCUGAAGUUGGUGAUACUGCCUUAGGGUAGCAGCCUAAACCUCAAAGAGAGAUACAUUACUUCGCAGGAGUAACAUUAACAUGUUCACUCCAUAUGUAUUUAUCUGAUGGCUUUUUUUCCUAAUCACUUUUACUUGAAUAGAGAGUAUAGAAUUUUGGGUUCUUUCCCUAACCAAAGGAUAUAUACUGUAUGUAUAGAUAUGUUUUCUACCUUUUCUCUUAAAAUGCAAAGCAAAUGUUCCAAAAGAAAAAAAAUUAACAGGGAAAGAAUCCCAGGGAGCAAGACUAAGGAAUAUUUUUUACUGCUUAUUUUCUAUAAAUAUUUUUCAGCCUUAUUUACUGUUUACACCUGCACUCAAAAACUUAAGCCGAGUGUCUUUAACAUUUCUAUAAGCUAAUGAGCUACAUGUGUGAUUUUAUUCCCCCCCACCCCCACCCCCCGCUAAGUGCUUUCAUGUGAAUAAGCGCCGACACAUAUCUCUGAGCACGAUGACACGCUGUAACUUAGAUCUGUAUGCAUGACGAUGCCGCUCCCAUGCUUAUCUGAUAUACAGACAGCUUUUAUUUAUUUAAAAUGUCUUUGUCAUCUCUCAGCUAUCUUAGUUUUGUGAAAAAUGUAACUAUUAUCUGAAAGGCAGCUCCAAAUGUGUCCCAAUGGAAGGUGUGUGUUUUAACUGACUACUUACACGUCUUAACUUCAGUGCUAGCACUACUGACAGGCAUUGUAAAUGCACAGAUGACGUAGUGAAAUUUUGCAAGAUGAGUUUGGUUAUGCUUCAAAUGUCAAUGUUUUUUUGUUUUGUUUUUUUUCCCCCUCAUAAUUUAUCAUCUGUGGUUUAUCUUCUGGAAUUACAUUCCAUAUCAAUCUGCUUUCACUGUAAAGUGUUUGUUUUGUUUUACUGUUUUUGUCUGACUUUUCUGUGUGAGGUCACCCCAAACAUGGCAUACAUGCCACUAUCAAAUAUCCUGUUCAUGCGUGUGUUUAUGUUCUAUCACUUAAUUGAUGUGAAUUGGAGGCUGCGUGCGUCAAUGUAGCCAGUCCGAAAGCUGGCCAUAGUCUGGCAAUGUGACCAUUCCUAUAAAUGUUCAUCAGAGUGAUUCAACUCAAGUUUAGAGAUGCUCUUGUUGAUGUUUUUGGCAUUUUAGCGCAGCAUGACAAAUUUUGGGGGUCUCUUUCAACUGUACAUCCAUUAGACAUUAAUUGCAUUGUUGUCUAUGAGUGAGUCAUUCCAAUAUUGUUGUUUUUCUUUUCACAGAAAAUGGCUUGAAUAACAACUCAGUGAUGCAUUUGCUUUUAAUAAAUAUAAUAUAAAAGGUGGAACACAUGACUAUGAUCUGGAAUUACACUCUUCAGAAAUGUGCUCUGACAUGAAACAUUUUCUUCUCGUCAAAGUUUCCUCUCAAGCUGUCUGCAGCACCAUGCAGUAUGUUAAGUCUCUACAUUUUUGUCUAUGGAGGCAAAAAUGUAAUUGCAAACAGCAACGUGACUGUUUCUCCCAGCCAGGUUUCCCUCACUGAAACUGAGGAAUUAAAGUCAAGAGAGAUUAUUAAAAUGUUUGAGUUGCUUGGAGGUCUUUGAUGUAAUGUUACAUUUCCCAGCCUGCCAACCAUAAAUACCUGCAGUGACCAUUGGAAACUUGCUUAUCAGUUCCUUUUGCCCUUGGAAUUGUAUUUGGGUUGAAGAUAAACCACUUAGAGGAGUUUGUAAAGCCACGAUGUUUGUUGACCAUGCUGUUGGAAACCGUGCUGAUUAAAUCGCUUUCUUUGUAUCAA